Oncorhynchus gorbuscha (pink salmon) is the source of this 2459-nucleotide messenger RNA. Its product is annotated as CD209 antigen-like protein C. The coding region runs from base 137 to 868 and encodes 243 amino acids. The transcript is spliced from 6 exons. The record is from RefSeq and is a predicted model, not a curated record. Lineage: Eukaryota; Metazoa; Chordata; Actinopteri; Salmoniformes; Salmonidae.
UAAGAUAAUACUAUAAGUAAAAGUUAAAAUCAUAUAUACCACAACAAUUCAGACAGUCUGAAUUAUGUGAUUAAUAAAUUAAAGAGGUUAAUUGAUUGAUUGGUUUAAUCAUUGAUAUUCGGUACAGUUAGUUAAGAUGGCCGACUACGUCAACAAACAGGUGAUUGAAUUAAAAGAAGUUAAUCAAGACAACUGGAACAGAGCAACGAGGAGCGUGAAGACUGAGACCCAUCUCUCAGAUAGAAGACUAAGACUCUACAGGCUGGCUGCUGGGUGUUUAGGAGUGCUGUGUGUUCUACAAGUCACUCUCAACAUCUCCCUGAGGCUGGCUUUCUAUAACAGAGGCAAUGUGACUGUAGAGAAAGACCAGCUACAGACCACUUACAACACCCUGACUAAAGAGAGAGACCAGCUACAGAAGGAAAGAGAUGAUGUCAUGACAAAGUUCUCAAAUCUGAAACAAACCUGUCCUGAAGGCUGGCAGAUUAAGUUGGAAUCCAGUUGGUACUUCCUGUCUACUGAGACUAAAACCUGGAAGGAGAGCAGACAGGACUGUCUGAAGAGAGGAGCAGACCUGGUGAUCAUAAACAGUGAUUUGGAACAGGAGUUUCUCUUAAGCUUUAAUAAGAGAGCCUGGAUUGGUCUGACUGACUCUGUUACUGAGGGGACCUGGAAAUGGGUGGACGGCACCCCACUGACCACCCCAAGUUACUGGUACUCACAGCAACCUGAUAAUGGUCGUGACAACCCAGCAAAUGGGGAGGAGGACUGUGUUGAACUGAACACAGAAACCUGGCUUCCUGUAAAGGCAUGGAAUGACCAGUCAUGUUUACUCAAUCGUUAUUGGAUUUGUGAGAAAGUGGUUUAACAUCACCAUGACAACAGAGGAGGCUGGUGGGAGGACAUACAACACCUUACAGUGCACACAACUUCAUUAUCUCUCUCUCUAAGACACACCAACACACUGCUGGUACUGUACUGAGGGGCAAAACAACCUGAUAAUGGUGGAGUACCAAGAUAUAACUAGGACUGUGCUGAUGUUACUAUUGGGUAUUCUAAACCUGUAUAUAAAUAUUAUGACAUAGCAUUUACCUCUCAACAUAACUGGAUUUGUGAAGAGUUAUACAGCAGCUCAUUAUAUAGUAGUGCUACAGUGCUAAUGCAUCUCUCUCUAGUUAAACAGUGUGUAGACAUACUGUCAUCUUUACAAUGAUUGUAUUCAUUGUUUUAAAUAGAAACAUGUUAUGUGAUUUGCCAUAGGCUUCUUCUUUUUUCAUAAUCAAUUAUUAGCAUAAAUUUCUUCAGUAAGAAGAUGAACUAAGGCUCAGAUGAAGUAAGAAAGGAACCUAUCGGGUUUACCAGCUUCCUGAUUGAAUGUGAUUGGAUUGUUAAAACAAUGUGACUUGCAGUUGGACAUAGACAGAAGGCAGAAGAGUACUGAGAGGAUACAUGCAGCACGCAGGCAAACACACCUGUGAAGUUCCCUUUAUCUGAUAAAGAUGCAGACAGCUAUCAUGUUAUAUCACUGUGUUUAGAAUAUCCUGUAAUGUAUAACUUCCUGAUUGAAGGUGAUUGGAUACUAGUGGACCGUAGUGGACAACAGACAGAGAUCAGAGAGGAAUCUGGUGGAGAUCCACAUCAGAGCAACUACUCAACUACUAGUCACUGAAGUUAGAAUCAUACAGUAGAUAUUACCAUUAGGAGUCAGUUAGAAAGGUAAUCAUACAGUAGAUAUUACCAUUAGGAGUCAGUUAGAAAGGUAAUCAUACAGUAGAUAUUACCAUUAGGAGUCAGUUAGAAAGGUAAUCAUACAGUAGAUAUUACCAUUAGGAGUCAGUUAGAAAGGUAAUCAUACAGUAGAUAUUACCAUUAGGAGUCAGUUAGAAAGGUAAUCAUACAGUAGAUAUUACCAUUAGGAGUCAGUUAGAAAGGAAAUGAUACAGUUUGUUUCUAAACUAUGACAUGGCAUUGCUUCUAUAAAAUCAACAUUGUGAGGAUGCUGUGUUCUGUGUUGUGUUCUGUGCAGUGGCCAUAGAGACUAUAACACAUUAACAUUUAAACUUAGGUUAACAGAAAGAAGAAAACAUUAAGGUAAUAUGUAAAGAUUUAGCUUUGCUUUUGGACUCUUAUCCCCUAAUCUGAAAAAACAUGUGCAAACUCUACACUUGGUGCCAAUGCUUAGCUAGUCUUACUAACAAUAUUUCUGGUCUGAUAUCAAUCUUCGUUUUCACACUGACCACAUUAAUUAAGCUUUCAGCUAAUAUAAGACACUUAUAUGUACCUAAAUGUUUCAAAUCUAUAUUAACUCAUAUAAUUUUUUUGAAUUACACGCCCUCCAGUUUAACUGGAAGUUGUCCCGCAUGUGGGAGGCCGAUCCCUGACAUGAAUAAAAUGUUUAGAGGGAAUUGGACAAAGCUGAAACCGAUACAGUUUUGUGACUGAUCCAAAAGGCUGCAAAU